Messenger RNA from Polypterus senegalus (gray bichir), 8822 nucleotides. RefSeq names its product ubiquitin specific peptidase 54a (gene usp54a). Gene Ontology annotation, biological process: protein deubiquitination. The transcript has 22 exons. Gene Ontology annotation, molecular function: cysteine-type deubiquitinase activity. Bases 832 to 5655 code for a protein of 1607 amino acids. The record is from RefSeq and is a predicted model, not a curated record. NCBI's taxonomy places the organism in Eukaryota, Metazoa, Chordata, Cladistia, Polypteriformes, Polypteridae.
UCACUUUUUUUUCCCUCUCUCCUCUUCAGUCCGACGUUGGUAGGGGAUGUGGCGGCUUUCCGCGGUCAGUUGAGUCGAAUCGAAUGUAACCAACAAUCUGUGGUGAGAGGUCGAGGUUUUCUUUCAGCAAGGUUCCAGACGGUCAUCAGUACUUUCAGGAUGUUGAUGGUAGCUAUAAUUAAGUAAUGAAAGGAAAUGAAGCCUGCCUGCCACUGGCCAGGAUCAGCCCUGAAAUGCACUGCAGUAUGAAAGCCUUGAGAAGCUGAUGCAAGCCUUGUGUUUUCAUCACACCUUCCCUGUGGAGUAAAUCUCAAGUGUGCAUAACAAGCCUUAUAAGGGGUGGACCACUGAAACUGGGUGGCUGUUUUUUAAUAUAUCUAACCACUGAAACUGGGUGGCUGUUUUUUAAUAUAUCUAAACAACCUACAAAUCUGCUUCCUAGAAAGAGUUGCUUUUAAUCAGCAUUAUCACGUUUAUAUUUCUACGUAUAUCAACUAAAAUUCUUUUGUUAUUGGAAAUGAAUUUAUUUCUCACUGAAGUUGUUACUCAAAUAUAGGGAAUGUCAACUCAAAGGUAAAUGCUUUGUAUCUUUUAAAUGUCAGAUGCCAAAUAAAGACAUUAGAAGUUGCCCAGGAGACCCCGUUUUAUACAAAAUUGAAGUAAAAAAUAAACUUGAAGAUAUUGCACCUCUUGCUUAACUCAGCAUUGACAUCUUCAAAAUAAGUGGCUAUUAGUCAGUUUGCUCCUGACAAUGACUGAAUUUGUUUCCUGGAAAAGGACGUUUGUUUCCUAGAACAACACAAGCGUUUGAGAUUUCUGCAGGAUCUGACAAUGUCUUGGAAGAGGAAUUAUUUUGCAUCAGGCAGCAGUGGACUACAGGGCAUCUUCACUCCACGCACCAUGACAUCAAUUGCUCCAAGCAAAGGCCUCAUUAAUGAGCCAGGCCAGAACAGCUGCUUCCUCAAUAGCGCCUUGCAGGUUCUUUGGCACCUUGACAUCUUCCGGAGAAGCUUUCGGCAGCUGACUACUCACAAAUGCAUGGAGGACUCUUGCAUUUUCUGUGCACUGAAGAGCAUCUUUGCACAGUUUCAAUUCAGUAGUGAGAAGGUUCUGCCCUCUGAUGCCCUUCGCAGUGCCCUUGCAAAGACGUUCCAAGAUGAGCAACGCUUCCAGCUGGGGAUCAUGGAUGAUGCUGCUGAGUGCUUUGAAAAUAUCUUAACACGGAUUCAUUUCCAUAUCUCUGAUGAGAGCAAGGAAGAUAUUUGCACUGCACGGCACUGCAUUCCACACCAGAAAUUUGCAAUGACCCUUUUUGAGCAGUGUGUCUGCAGCAGUUGUGGGGCUACUUCAGACCCGCUUCCUUUUAUUCAGAUGGUGCACUAUAUCUCAACAACAUCUUUGUGUAACCAAGCAAUUCGAAUGUUGGAACGUAGGGAUAAGCCAACUCCUGACAUGUUUGGUGAACUUCUCCGUAAUGCCAGCAACAUGGGAGACCUACGAAACUGUCCGAGCAACUGCGGGGAAAAAUUAAGAAUUAGACGUGUACUCAUGAAUUCACCUGAAAUCAUCACAAUAGGUUUGGUGUGGGACUCUGACCAUUCCGAUCUGGCAGAGGAUGUUAUACACAGCCUUGGAACCUGUCUACGCCUUGGUGAUCUAUUUUACAGAGUUACAGAUGACAAGGCCAAGCAAUCGGAGCUAUACUUAGUGGGCAUGGUUUGCUAUUAUGGGAAGCACUACUCAACUUUUUUCUUCCAGACCAAAAUCCGCAAAUGGAUGUACUUUGAUGAUGCACGUGUGAAAGAGAUUGGGCCAAAGUGGAAGGAUGUUGUGUCAAGGUGCAUCAAAGGUCACUAUCAACCCCUUCUUCUCUUGUAUGCUGAUCCCCGGGGAACUCCAGUAACUGUGCAGGAUCUACCUUCUCAAAUAGAUAUGCAACACUACAAUAAGACUUACUAUGACAGUGAAGACUCGGGCCGUGAACCAUCUAUUUCGAGUGACACUCGUACUGAUUCUUCCACGGAAAGCUACACAUGCAAGCAUGCUCAUCAUGAGUCCAUGGCCAGCCAUUUCUCAUCGGAUUCCCAAGGAACAGUGAUCUGUAACUCAGAAAGUGAUGCAGCUUCUCAACACAGCACAGAUGCAGGGAAACUGACAGACAGCCAGCCAAUGCAGCUUCAUCCAGUAAGGAAAGGAGGGGCAUUGGACAGGAAGAGGAGCUCCAGUCGGCCACGCCGAUUCGAGGAGCGAAGCCAAGCAGCCAAGGGGGACGAGGCAUUGUCAGUUGGCUACCAUAGUGAGGGGGAAACUCUGAAGGAACAGCAAGCACCACGCACAGCUCCAAAGCCCUCAAGCAGCCGCCUAAAGGAAUUCAAGGAGACAAUGAGCAAUAUUGUUCAUGCCCGGCCUGUGCCUUCUUCCUUUUCUGGAUUAGGGAGUGCUGAUUCUGGGGCAAGAGCCAGAAGUCGGGAUUGGGAGGUGGACAGCACCAGUAGUGAGUCAAAAUCUAGUUCGUCAGGAGGACGGACAAGGCCAGCCUGGCGACCACGACGAGAGGUGCUGAAUAUAGACAGCAUUUUUAGCCGGGAGCGGCGGAAGCCACCAGGUUAUACUCAGUUAACUACUGGGCCAGAUGAAAACCUUGGGCCAGCAGAAAAGAAUGUCCCUUCCAGAACUAGUGGAAUUUCUAAUAAUACUUCACGUCACCCUCCUCAACCUCUUCGAGGAUUGGAUACCCAACCACGACUUAUUCAGAGGAUGGAGAGUGGUUAUGAAAGUAGUGAGCGGAAUAGCAGCAGUCCUGUGAGCCUGGAUCUACCUUUAAGCGAGGGUUCUAGUUCUGGCUCUUACAGGGAAACUAGUGUGAAGAAGACCGCAGGUUCUGGUCCCUCUUGGCGUACAGUUCCCAAGUCUAAGAGUAGUAGUGCUUUACUGCAAGAACGCAGCCCAACAUUGUUUCCAGGGAGCCAGGCAAAUCUAGGAGUAGAAAAUCGCAGUGAACUAGAUGAACUUCAGGAGGAGGUGGCUCGUCGAGCUAGGGAACAGGAGCUUCAGAGGAAGAAAGAAAAAGAGAAGGAGGCUGCUAUGGGCUUCAAUCCAAGGCCCAUUAAAUACAUGGACCUUGAUGAACUGCAGAAUCAGGGAAAGACUGACAGCUUUGAGAGGUGUCUGCAGGAGACAGACACACUGUUAGAGCAGUCCCUGCGGUUAGAACAAGACAACGACCUGGCUGCAGCUCUUUCUAUCUGUAAUGAAGCUCUGUCUAAACUAAGACUUACCAUGCAUGAAGGCAGUGCUAACAUUCCUAGCAGAGCCAUGGUUGAUAAGAAGCUACAAAAGUGCAUGAGGAGAGCUCGAAGUCUACAACAGCGCAUAGAGCAACAGGAACAUCCCCUCGGGGGCACUGUGUCCCAGCCUCAAAGUGAGCAGCCUGUCCCGUUCCAAAUACUGUUGACAGCAGCGCAAGGUGAUGAUCAAGAACCAAGAGAGGACAUUUCUCUUAAUCCUACUACUCCUCUCGAUGUCAGAGCUAUCUCUCCUUCAAGAGUAUCUUCACAGACUACACAGAGCCACCUGGUGUCCUUCACUCCUCAUCCUAGAGUCCAUCCUAAGAGCCAAGACUCUCCAGAGGGUAGCUGUGAGCGGCUACAGCCUCCAUCUAACCAAAGGGAAGAGAGUAUUAUAGUAGACUGGAACAGCCCCAAGUGUAAGCCUCUAAAUCGAUGGGACAGUGGAGAUAUCUCAAAUAUCAUUCAGACACCACACGAUCUACAAGCCAAGCCGAUACAUAAACACAAUGCAAUAUCUUUGCCAACGCUUCCUUUAAACAAUCUGGAAGAUGAUGAAGGAAAUUGUGCUGGUCUGAAAACUAAGUCCCGUCCUUGCCCCAUUUCUUUACCCUGUACUAGUGAAGGAUCUAUGUUUCUAAAGGAAAACUCUUUAGCCUAUUCAGCGUCCAGUUCUAACAAACUGCAUCAUACAAAUGACAUGAGGACUUCAGCUUUUGUUGAAUUUGGUGUACAGGAAAACUUUAACAGCAGGAACGAUCAAAUUCCUCAAUAUUCACGUUCUCAAAUUAUGGAGCAUCCUGGUGCAAGUUUACAGCUGACACCACCUGCUGUUCCUUUGAACUGGUCUUCCAGGACUAAUGAAACUUCAAUAGCAAAUGACCAAACCCCCUUCUCCUCUUCUUCUCACACACAACCUUGCAAUAAGGAGCAUCUGUAUAUUCAGCAACCCUGCGUAUUAAGUAAGCAAGACUCACCUUCUUCACCAUCAACCUUUUCUGCAAUGCCAGUGGAACGAUGGGCUGAGAAUGUUACACGCUACUAUGGCUCUCAGCCGGACUGCAGUCAGCAUUCAGCCCAAAGGCUUAAACCAGAAUCUCCUUGCAAAGAGCUGAGUGAAUUGGAGUUUCUCUAUCAAAGAAGUUUGCAGGCUCCCAGCACUUUAAAGCCUUCUGUGAAUUACUGUCAGCAGCUUGGCACUAAACAAGAUUCCUCAAAUAUCUGUGCUGCACAAAUUCCACACUCUGGGACAUUGCCAGGUCGUUCAAAGACUCCCACGGCUGAGAUUGAGAGGAAUGCAUAUAGAGCAGUGGGAUCUGGAACCCCUACUACCUUAAUUCCUUUGAAGAUGUCUCACCUAUCUUGCGAGCAGCCACAGUUUGAAGAUGAGACUUAUAGUGCUGAAAAUCUUCGUCGCAUUGCACGCAGCCUCAGUGGAACUGUCAUUGGAGGAAAUCCUGAACCCAUUGCUACUUCUCGCAGCUUUGAACCCUCGACAGCCGGGACCAAGCAUGUGGAUCACAGAAUUGCGCAUCGUGCUAACACUACUCCCCACCUCUCUCCCUAUGUUAGUCCUACUGUGUUUUCCACUGACCCCCCUCAUCUCCACUCAGUCACAACACUGCACCAACCCCAGCAGCUUCUACAGCCCAGCUUGUCGCAGCACAUUCGCAGACCUUCAGGAGAUAACAAGAAGGUCGAGAAGUUUCUGGCUGUGCUUGACCGGGGUAAAGCUUUCACCAGUGAAAACUACCACAGUGUCGCACUAAGCUAUGGCACUCUGCCCAGGGCAAACCAGCGAGCCACACCACAGACGGACAAGACUGCACUUCUGACUUUAAAACGUCAAACUCGUACUCCGGAAACUGGAUGCAGGCAGCACUCGGGCAACCAGCAGUCAAUGUCAAAAAUGUACAAUGACUUUCAAACUGUUCCGUCCUCAGCAGGUGCAAAGGACAUUAGAGUCUUGGAGGGACAUGGCAAUACUAGUGUAUCGUGGUCCAGUUACGCAGGAGCCUUGGGGUCUAGAAGGACUCAGCCCUAUGUUAGUAACUGUCAGGCUGUUCCAAAACAGAGCAUCCAAUCUGCUCCUUCAUCCCAACCUAUUCGUCUUGAUGUUCCCCCUGAUGAAGACUGGAGAAGAAGCACCUUAUCACAGCCACAUUCCCAUCUUAACUCUGCUUCUUAUUAUAGGUCCCCUGCUGCAACCACACCCAGUCCCCUUCAGCAGGCAGAAUCAAGACUUGCUCCUCAUGGGAGGAACUCUGGUCAGCGGUGUGGUCUGUGCCAACAAGCUUCUGCAGAGCCAGGGCAGAACUACUGUCACAGGUGUCAGUUCUACCUGUCUCGUUUCCGUCCUGUGAGUUGAGAGACAUGCUCUUGAUCUUUUCACAGAUCUCCACGUCUCUCCUUCCAGUGGGAAUUAUGACACUGUACAUUUUUAAUUUAGUAGUACAUAGGCCAAAGAUGCCAAGCUGUAGUCUCUGAUUUUGCUGUUGCAAUCAUCUGUUUAGGUUGAUAAGCAUAAUGAAUUCUAAUUUUUUAUUGUUAUACACAUAUAUAUAUAUUUUUAACAGAUAUUUAAUUAUUGCUAGUAUUUCUUUGUUUUCACUGAAUUGCUCAUUUGUCAUCCUGGUCAAACGUAAUUUCUGUGAGAGAAAAUACAUUUGCUUCUUGGCAUAAUCAUUUAGUCAUUUGUAGAACAAAACUGAUUGACUCUGAAGUCCUUUUCACAACUAUACCUCUCAUCUUUCUCAUGCAUUUCUGGAAAGAGAGAGCAGACUGCAUCUAUGAAUUCAAUAUUUAAACAUGACAUGUGGGCUCUGGAUUUAUCCUUCAUCCUCAGACUUUUACUGUGUAUAUACCCAUAGACAAUAGGUUGCAAGUAUGCUGUAGCACUUGAGAAAUAAUGUAGCUCUCUAAUUUCACCAUUUUGAAAGGUCUUCCAGAAAGUAUUUGUCUAACCUUUAAACACUGGACUUGCUUUUAGAAAAAAGCCCUGGGUAGCUAUCCACUUCUUUAUGAUUGUAGCAGAGAGCUUAUUUUUGGAAAAUGUUCUACUGUCCACAGGCUGUAUUUGUGACACCCACCUUGAAAGCAGCAUACAGAAAAAGUAAAAUGGGAGCAGGUCUGAAUUAUGACUACUGAUCUCUUACUUACAGCUCAGUUGUACCAUCUGCAUCCUCUGGGCCAUUACUAUACAGAACAUGUAGUGGUCUGGGAUUCACUUGAUACCCUUGCCAAUUUGAUUUCUGUUAUUUAAGCAUGGGUUUGUAUGCAUCUACCAGUCUCUGCCUUGUCAGCGUGUUUGCCCAUUACUUGAUUUGAGGCCUUUAUGGUGUUCUUACUAGUUCUUCUUCAGUAUCUUUCAGUAGUCCAAUUUUAUUGUUUAUGCUAUGGUCAUUUAUCAGCGAUUCAUAUUUAGUUGUGUUCUGUGUGAUAUUUAUACAUUUCCCAUAUUAAUGUAUGAAGUCAGAGCCAGGUUAAUACCAUGUGCACAGUUUAACAGAUUAGCUUUUAACUUUUUAAAUUGGUUGUUUCAAGCACUGAACAUGCAGAUUGACUGGCUUACAUCCUUUAACUUGAGCUCUGACAACCACCAAAUAUGGCAAAGUCUGUGCUGAAAUGUUGAAAAGAUUAAAUCUCAUUUAUUCCCCUCUGUGAUCAAGAUGGAAUCUAAAGUAUUGUCAGCAUUUAAACAUAAUUGGAACAUUAACUUAAUUUUUAAAUACUUUAGACAACCACAUAUCCGUAUGAUUUUUUUUGACAGUGUUCAUCCCGUGUGAAUUCCACCUAACUCUAUUAACUCCAUUCAGAAUCAGGGGAGCAUAUUGGGUAAUCCUAAAUUUCCACCUUAUUAGUAAUAUUUAUGUUUUAAACCUUUGGUGUACUUAUUUUUUUAUUCAUAAAUAAAAUAUUGAACUGUAAAUAAGACAAGAGUAUGAGGCUAACAGUUUUAGUAGUGCUAGUCUGAUUUGUGUUUUAUAAGCACUUUAAACAAUAAAAAAAAGAAUGUUUCUUUCCGAUGUAAUUCAAGAAGGUUCUCUGUCUCAAUUUUUUUUAGAGGGCUCAAUGACAGCCAAAAGGUUUACAUUUUCUGCUAUGUUUUUUUGUCUUCUUCACAUCUAAGUGAAUGAAAUAUUAUGUAUCAUAACAGCUACUUAUGUAUUAUAGAGGAUAAUAACCCAGUAAACUUAUUUUUUGAAUGAUCAUUGCAUUAAUUUCUUCUGUUAUUACCAAAAGGAGAUAUUUGCCUUUCUCUUGACCACAUUGUUUUUUUUUUUCCUUUCUCUCAGUCUUUGCCAUUAGAAAGCUCCACUAUCGUGUUUGUAUUCUCUGUCGGUCCUUUUGUGCGUGCAUCCUCUGUAUAUAAUUUAUCAAGACCGAGUUUGGGCAUAAAUGUUUCAUUUCUUAUUUCCUAUAUUGGGCAUGUGUUUGUAUUAUCAAUUUAGUGUACUAAUUGACAGAUUCGGUUACAGCUUUGUUAGCAGGUCCAGCUAGUUAAGUGAAAGGAUAGCCUUGGUGAAAAUGUUAUUCUAGUUCGAUGAAGAGGAUGAUGAUGUUGUUUGUACUUCCAUUCAGUGAUAUGCCACAGCAGUUUGGCAAGUUGUUUUAUUUUUAAACGUUUUACCGAUGCUACAGUAAAUGGGCAAAGUGUAACAUUAUGAAGUGGUGUAAUGAACACUAAAUAAUGUGAACCUCGUGUUCUCUGUGUAGCUUUCUUUUGCUUAUUCAAUUCACUGAUAGCUACAGUUCAUCCAUAAAAAUUUGCAGAAUACAUUCAUCUGGCCUGGAUCCGCCAGAAAUUGAAGAUUAUCACAGGUAAAAAUUGUGGACAUAUUGUUUAAAUAAUAGCCUUUCUCCAACCAUUUAACCGAAAUGUUGAAGCAACGUCAUAAUUCAUAUCAUGCCAAAAUGUGAUAAUAGGCUUGUUUGCCUAGUUUACAGUUAGAGUUUGAAAAACAUAUCCUUUAAGCUAAUGGUCUGGGUAUUUAUUCAAAAGGAAAACAAAAAAACUCAGACACAAGUUUAUAUUAAAGAGUAUAGAUACUUAGGUGAAUCUCUUUCAAAGCUGCAAAGUUUACUUUGUGAUCAAGCUUGUGAAGGCUGCUUGAAAUAGGAAGUAGGACUGCAGUUAGAUGCACUAGGAGUGUCCACUAAAUGACCAAAGACAGAAACCCUGUCAUUGCAGGCGAGGUAGUUUCUAGCUUGUUCUCAUCUUCUCAGAGGGAAUGCUCUUCAUGCUGUGUCUCAUUUGGACUGUGGACAGUAGUACAAAUGUAUAAUUUUAUCUAUUAUUCUUGCUUUAAAAAAGAAAGCCAAAAAAAAGAUUUGAUAGAACUAUGUAUGUAUAUUUGCUUGUACAGAUAAUAACUGAAGCCUUUGAAUGUGAAUAGGUACAUUCUUAUAUGUAGCGGUCCUGGGUUCCCCAGAUGCUUGUUUCUAAAAGCAGUACUAUAACAUGGAUCCUGUAUUUUUUCAAUAAAGUUGAUAUACAGAGUGAAGCACAAUAAAGUCUUAAUGAGUGACCCAUUA